Frieseomelitta varia is the source of this 2158-nucleotide messenger RNA. RefSeq names its product calcitonin receptor-like (gene Dh31-R). Bases 137 to 1537 code for a protein of 466 amino acids. NCBI's taxonomy places the organism in Eukaryota, Metazoa, Arthropoda, Insecta, Hymenoptera, Apidae. The transcript has 13 exons. Gene Ontology annotation, cellular component: plasma membrane. Gene Ontology annotation, biological process: cell surface receptor signaling pathway; adenylate cyclase-modulating G protein-coupled receptor signaling pathway. The record is from RefSeq and is a predicted model, not a curated record. Gene Ontology annotation, molecular function: calcitonin receptor activity.
UCUGUUCCAGAGUCCGCUAUAGUUCGAAGACUUUCUACUUCGUUCAAGAUGGAUUUGCAAACUGAGUUUCAAUUCUUUGCACGUGCAUUACGUUCCUCGGAUAUUAUUUAAGUGAGCCACUGCUACGAAUUACGUGAUGCCCGGGAACACGACAGUGGGAAGUACACUUUUGGACGAGGAACUUCGCCGUAUCUUGCUGGAAAGGGAGCAAGAAUGUUUGCAGUUGCAAGCGAUGAAUUCUACCCCGCCACCAGAGCCGUAUUGUCGGAUGACUUUCGACGGAUGGUCCUGCUGGCCAAAUACUCCAGCAGGAACUACUGCAUACGCACCGUGUCCAAAUUUUAUCACCGGUUUCGACGCCUCGUUGCAGGCACACAAAUAUUGCGAAUCGAACGGCACUUGGUUUCGGCAUCCGGAAUCUGAUCUAGUCUGGAGCAACUAUACGACGUGUGUCAAUCUGAAAGAUCUCAAUUGGCAGCAAGGAAUCAGUGGACUAUACGAAGCUGGAUACGCAAUAUCGUUGGUAGCGUUGCUGCUCUCGUUAGGUAUUCUCACGUAUUUCCGGUCCCUGAGAUGCGCAAGGACGACGCUUCAUAUGAACUUGUUCGCCUCCUUCGCUGUAAAUAACGCUCUAUGGCUGGUGUGGUAUAGAUGCAUAGUUGCGAAUACGGAUUUACUAUUGAACAAUGGGGUAACGUGUCGGCUGCUGCACAUUAUUCUACACUAUUUUUUACUUACUAAUUACGCCUGGAUGUUGUGCGAGGGUUUUUACUUGCAUACGCUUCUUGUUAGCGCUUUCACCAGCGAGCACAAAUUAGUAAAGUGGUUAAUGGGCCUUGGUUGGCCGGUGCCUGCGGUCAUCGUAACGAUUUAUGCCUCUCUGCGAGUAGCCAGUGACGAUCCUGCGGACACCGGACAAUGUUGGAUCGACGAGGGUAAUUAUAUGAACGUACUGGUUUAUCCGGUCUGUGUUUCCACCCUGUUGAACGUGCUCUUUCUUUUUAACAUUGUUCGAGUUCUACUGAUGAAGCUAAGAGCUGGUCCCACGAUUGGCACGCAACCCUCCAGGUCCAUGCGUCAAGCAUUUCGAGCAACGCUACUUCUCGUGCCUCUCUUGGGUCUACAUUACCUUGUCAUUCCCUUCAGACCGCCAAAAAAUCACCCCUGGGAGCAAUUUUACGAGGUCCUCUCCGCCAUAACGGCCUCUUUCCAGGGUCUCUGCGUUGCGAUUUUGUUCUGUUUCUGCAACGGCGAGGUAAUAGCGCAGUUCAAGAGGAAAUGGGAAGGGACGCUCCUUCUACGGAAUCGGGCCAAUUCUUGCACAGCCACCACCGUCUCGGUCCGAUGCCGGGAGAGGAGAAGGUGUGACUAUCAGUCUACCAUGCGGGAAGUUUUGGACGAAAAACGAGCCGCGAACGACCAUCAGCCAAUCGUCCAGCUGGUCGCCGCCACUCCUGUCUCUAACAGUCACAACAAUCACGCCAGAAUGCUGAUCAAGUCCAGCGACUUGUCCGACAACGAGCAAACACAAUGUUGAUGAUCCUGAUUGCUGAUGAUCAGCCACUGAAAAUGCCGAAGCUGGUAAAUGGGUAUUAUCCAGUGAACGUCAAAGGCAAAGCGAAGAUCAAAGGGUUCUGUUCUACGCAGAAUAGGGAGCUUAAGGAUUACGUGAAUCAUUUGUUUGAAAUGACUGGAGAAUAGGUGCUUUUAGUGAUAAAUGGAACUAAAUUUUUAACGAAAAUCGUUGAAGAUGAUGACAUUAUCUUUACUUCGAAAUGAAAAUUAAGUGAAAAAGCGUACAGUGGUUACGGAAAAUAUUGAUACAUACUUUUACUUUCCAAUGCGACGUUUUUUUUUUUUUUUUUUUUUUUUUUUUUUAAUCAAGUUGUACAUUUUAUUUUUAAUUUUGAAGUCAUAUGAAAAUACUAUUACCUAAUUUAAUAGAUUUGGAUCUGACUAAUUAGUAUAUGAAUGAUAUAAUGAAUACAGUGGUAUGUAAAUAGUUUUCGUAGACACUGUAAUUUAAUAAUUAGGGCUGUGGAGGCAAAUUCUAACGAGCGAGUGAUAUUAUCGAAAAUAAUAAACGUACUAUUGUAUUUUUCGGAUCUUUAAUUAAUUUAAGGUAAUAGAAGGAUGCAGUAAAUCGCUUGUUUGGAUA